UAGGAGUGCUCGUCCGUAAGAAAUCUUUCAGCGUCUAGAAUGCAUAUUUUUAGUUAAUCAGUCAUACUUAAAUACCAAUAGUUUAUGCCAUUUCAAUUUUAAAAGUCUAAUCAGAUUAUAAGGAUGUAAGUUUCUUCGGCCUAUUUUCAAAAAUUUUCUCAGUACAUUUUCUGUGGUACAUUUUACAAGGAACGAUAAGGGUGGCAAGUGAUUUUACAUUCAGAGCAGUCUUCUUAACACUUGGAAAAAUUGAAAAAAAGUUUGAUUAUUAUAAAAAUGUAACUAAAUCUUAAAUAAUAUUAUAUAGUUUUCAGCAAUAUGACUUAUGUAUGGAGCAAACGAUACAUCAUGGUUAGUGCAUUUGCACUACGGAUGUUUUGUCUGAUUUCAGCAACAAAUACGAUGCCUGAUGAUGGUCUCUGUUCCCAAGUUUAUCAAAUGCAUGAAUAUUGUACAAGGCAGGUUCGUAGCAUCUCACCUUCAAUUUCUCGACCAGACCAUGUUCUUGCAAGACGAGUUGGUAAAGCUGGACCACGUGGAUCACCAGGUGUUGUUAACUAUACAAAAAUAGAGGAGGAAAUGCAAAAGAAAUUCGGUGAAAUGGAGAUUAGUUUUGUAACCAAGAUGGCCAACAUUGAACAAAAAAUGUUAAACAAUACAUCUGAGAUAGAAAGAAAAUUUACAGAAUUGAUUCGAAUUGCUGAAGAAUUACGUCCUCUAACUCUUUCCGACUGCGGAAAAGUUACUAAAAAUGAUUCGAAAAUAUGGAAUGAAACCGGUGGUGUUUUCGAUAUCUAUCCAACUUACUCAAAGCUUGAAGUUUUUUGUGAUCUUGAAACUGACGGUGGCGGUUGGAUGGUCUUUCAACGACGAACGAGCGGCUCGACGGACUUCUAUAGAACUUGGAAUGAAUAUGUAAAUGGAUUUGGGAACAAAGAUGAUGAAUAUUGGCUUGGCCUGGAGAAUCUCUAUCAUCUGACGCGUGAUAAUGACUACGAACUUCGUAUUGAUUUGGAAGAUUGGGAUGGAAACAAGAAAUAUGCAAAAUAUUCACAUUUUAAAAUAGGAGGACGGAACUCGAAAUAUACACUCUCUGUUGGAGGAUAUACUGGAGACGCGGGAGAUUCUCUUAGUGGUCAUAACGGCCAAAGAUUUACGACUAAGGAUCAAGACAACGAUUCAUAUUCUGGGAAUUGUGCUGUAUCUUUUAAAGGGGCAUGGUGGUACUUUAAAUGCCAUUCAAGCAAUUUGAAUGGUUAUUAUUUCAAAGGCGGAGUUCACAAAUCUUACGCAGAUGGUGUUGAAUGGUCUUCCUGGAAGGGAGCAUAUUAUUCUCUCAAAGUUACGGAGAUGAAAAUACGACCGAUUUAACAUUCUGAAAAAAAUAGUCGGACAGCUUUGAUUGCUUAUAUACAAUCUCAUUUACAUUUUCUCUCGUUUACAUAUUUACAUUUAAGUUUGAUCAUAAUUUUGGUAACCAAUUUUCCGAAAUUAGCAGCUUUUGGUCUUUUGUAUGGUGCCAACUCUGCUCCUCGGGCUUAAGUGCAGUUAUACUUUUUAUUAUGAGACACUAGUUUGUCACACUUUCAUAAAAGUUUGAAUAGUUUUUACCGCUUAAUAAAAUAUUUGCUCAAUUCUCUGCAAGAUACAUCAAAAUAGUAAAAUGCAUUUCAAUCUGGAAUGCGGUUAAUUCAUCAGACUGUUGUCUUUGAGUCGGACAAACUUUUAAGUUUUCAUUUACCUUGCACGGUAAAUUUGCUUUUUUUUGGCAGAAUAAACGAUGGAAAUUAUG
This is a messenger RNA of Styela clava, 1792 nucleotides long. Its product is annotated as microfibril-associated glycoprotein 4-like. The record is from RefSeq and is a predicted model, not a curated record. NCBI's taxonomy places the organism in Eukaryota, Metazoa, Chordata, Ascidiacea, Stolidobranchia, Styelidae.